AUGAGCAAGACAAAUCCUUUAGCUGGUUUAAUUGGUAAUUAUGGCGAUUCUGAUGAGGAUUCAGAUGAUGUGCUAAUGCGCUCUAGCUCAACAUAUAGUGUCUCAGAUAAGAAAACCCAUAAAAUUACAGCUGCUACAGGACUGGACCAGACUUCUAACAUUGCCGGUAUUCAUCCGGCUCCCGUAGCACAUUGUCCCUGGUCAGCCUGUUAUGAUGAAAGCAGUGGCUUCACUUAUUACUGGAACCAAAAAACGAAUGCUGUUACUUGGGAGGCACCUCCAGAAUAUUUGCUAGCCCUUAAGAUAGCUCAACAGCAUUUGCAUACUUCAGGAUCAACAGAAGUAUCAGCUGAGGAAUGGCAGUUGUACCAGCAGGCACUAGCAGAGAAGCAGAAUUCACAGAACAAAGUGGUAGCUAAAGCAGCAAUUACCAAGUCUUCCAAAAAGCCUGACAAACUCAGUAUUUUAGUGAAAGAUAAAAAGUCUAAGGUUAACAAAAAGAGACCUGUAAGUGAUGAUGAUGACGAAAAAAUUGAGUUAAUUACCUCCUACCACAACUCAGACUCUGAAUCGAAUGAUGAAGCAGACACUCCUGUUAUUGUUCAACCUCAACCGAAGGAAUCAAAACCCGCGAAAGUGCUAAAGAAUCCACACAAAAAAUUUAAAACCAAACCACAAGUGGUUGAGUAUGGCCCAACUAUGCCGCCAAACAUGAACUACACGGUGCCAAUUGGACCUGAACUUCCACCGAGUAUGAAAAAUGAAACAGUGCCUAAGUCCCCAGAAAACAAAAAAACAGAUACAGUAGUAGUAGAAAAAGAGGAAAAGAAACCAUCACUGUCUAAUGAUAAUGAAGAUAGCCAGGAUGAAAGUUUAUUACUUAAAAAAUUGAAGGACAAAGCUAGACUAUUAGAAAAACUUGGUGGUGAACUACCUUCAGAAUUACAACAAAUGAUUAAUGAUGAAACAACUUCAGUAACAGCCUCACCUAAAUCAACAGAUACAAACAAAUCCAAAAACCUUGACAUAGAUGAUUUGUUACAAGAAAUAGAAAAGAAAGAGUUUCCCAAAGUUAAAUCUAAAACAAACACUGUUAGUAAAGAUUCAAAAUCGGACAUAGUAAGUGCAAAUAACUCCCCAAGAAGUGAUGGCAGUAGAACGCCUCCGUUAGAAGAACUGAAAUCUCUGUUUCCGAGUAGUAAAAACAUUGCUGCACUAGCUACACCCACAUUGUUCCCCAGUGCCGUGAAUGUUGAAGAACCUUCCGAAGUUAAAACUGGAAGCCCACAACCGAAAGUACCAGAAAAAAAAGAAAACAUGUAUUUAAUGGAUGCAAAUGAACCUAUAGAAAAUGUGAACAGAAAGAAGCUGAGGAUUUGCAAUUCGGUGCUGCCAGAGAGGAAGACUGUUGAAAACAAGACAACACCUGCGUACACAACAAAAUAUUCCCAGUUUAUUGAAGGAUUCUCUACAGAGAGGACUGGCUUAGGUUUCAGUAAAGAAGUAAGUGGUGGUGAUAGUCCAAAGAACACCAUAAGUUAUGGCAAUGGGUUAACAUUCACUAAAGGAGAGAUAUUGAAUGAGGAAAAGGAAGAUGAGGACUUGAAUGAUAUGACCGACCUGAUUGAAGCCAAGUUAAAGUAUUUAAGUGAGUUGCAACCAAGUGUAGUAUCACCAGUUCAAGAGAUGUUUAUACAGCUGCAGACGUUGAUAUCCGCGCUGAGGUCGGGCGCGCUGCGCGCCGGGUACUUGUCCGCGUGGAGCCGGAGCGCCGGCACCGCGCUGGCGCGCCACGAGGCGGCCGCCGCGCCGCCCGGCUGGACCUGCGCCUUCAUGAGCGCGCGUCACAACCGUCAAGGACAACACUCGACUGCAGACAAAUGCGGCGAGGUGGUUGAAAAGCGGGGCGAGCUGCCCCCGCGCGCCGCCUCUGUCCCCGAUGGACAUGAACUCGCGCGCGUACUGUAA
Parnassius apollo (apollo) is the source of this 1968-nucleotide messenger RNA. NCBI's taxonomy places the organism in Eukaryota, Metazoa, Arthropoda, Insecta, Lepidoptera, Papilionidae. The record is from the annotation of a GenBank genome assembly.